Aspergillus ruber CBS 135680 is the source of this 1635-nucleotide messenger RNA. RefSeq names its product putative nonsense-mediated mRNA decay protein Upf3. The record is from RefSeq and is a predicted model, not a curated record. NCBI's taxonomy places the organism in Eukaryota, Fungi, Ascomycota, Eurotiomycetes, Eurotiales, Aspergillaceae. Gene Ontology annotation, biological process: positive regulation of translation; nuclear-transcribed mRNA catabolic process, nonsense-mediated decay. Gene Ontology annotation, molecular function: mRNA binding. Gene Ontology annotation, cellular component: cytoplasm; nucleolus. The transcript is spliced from 2 exons. The coding region runs from base 1 to 1635 and encodes 544 amino acids.
AUGACCCAAACCGGUAAAUCAACUGGAGGCGUCCUCCAAAUCCCCGCAGCGGCCACCCAAAAGAACGCGCCCGCGAAAAAGGCCCCGAAGCCUCCUGCCCCUCGUCUGAAACUGCUAGUGAGACGACUGCCCCCGGGCCUGACGGAGGAGGAGUUUAGAAAUGCAGUGGGAGAGGAGUGGACUGCUGGUGUUGGCAAGGUCGACUGGUUUCAGUACAGACCUGGCAAGGUGUCCAAGGACCCUGCGAAACCCUCUCGACCGUCGCGCGCCUACAUCCACGUCGCUUCGAGUGAUCACAUUGCGCCUCUUGCUGACAAGGUCCGUCAGACGUCGUUCUUAGAUGCACAGAAUACAGCCAACGACCCGAUUCUCUUGGGCCCUCCGUCAGUGGAAUUUGCGCCAUAUGCCAAAAUACCCGGCAAUCGUGUGCGGAAAGAUGCCCGUCAAGGGACUAUCGAUCAGGAUCCCGAUUUCUUCGCGUUCCUCGAGAGCCUGACACAGCCGAUUACAAAACCGUCUGUUGAGUCGACUGAGUCGGAGGAGAAGAAGGAGACAAUGACUACGACGCCGUUGGUGCAAUACAUCAAGGACAAGAAGGCGAACAAGGCCAAGGAGCAGACUUCUUCCAAGUCAUCCAGAAAGUCCGAGAAAGAGGCCAAGCCGGAGAAGGUGCAGACGAAGAAACUUCUACAGCGUUCGGAUCGUGAAACUGCGUCACCAGGUACGGAAAAGACGGAGAAGAGGUCGAAGUCCGACAAGGCGACCAAGGAAGCUGUCAAGGCGGCCAACAAAGCUGCCAACGUUGCAGCCAAACAGUCCGGAAGAGCAACACCAACCGCCAAAGAGGCGCCUACGGCCCCAGCUUCGGAGCGGAAGAGAGAACGCGGGAACGCUGCUGCUGCGGCCAAGAUCCUCCAGCGAGAUCUGGGACUGUCUUCAUCGGGCGGUCGUCGGAAGGGUGGAAAGGGUUCUGAGGCUGAUACGAAGAAGGAAAAUGUUCCCAGCACCCCGACAGAGUCCAGCAAGAAGGAACCGGCGAAACCUCCCAAACAGCCCAAGGGCAAAGCCAGCGAGACGACACCUCAACCCAGCGAACCGUCCACCCCUCAAACCCAGGCCACGCCUCCGCCCACUGCGCCUGCAGCGACCAAGACGACUAAACCGUCAAAAGGAAAACAGGCAACUGCCACACCCAGCGCUACUUCUACGCAAGCCUUUCUCAAGCACGCCAACCCAUCGCAAGGAGUCACGGAACCGCUAUUGGAAACAGCGUUUUCACCAUUUGGCAAGGUCGUGUCGGUAGAGAUUGAUAAGAAGAAGGGAUUCGGAUAUGUGGACUUUGCCGAGCCGACUAGCUUGCAAAAGGCUAUUGCAGCUAGUCCGGUGACGGUGGCGCAGAGUCAGGUGGUGGUGUUGGAGCGGAAGACGAACCCUGGAGGCGACAAGCCACGCAAAGGGCGUGGAGGAGCAGGAGCAGCAGCUGGUGGAGAGCAAGCGGCCGCUACCAGCGGCAACAGCAAUAAUAACGGUAGUGCGCGUGGGGGAAAGCCUGAAGGAAGCGGCGGUGGAGGAUCAUCUCGUGGACGGGGAGGACGAGGAAGGAAUAGAGGGAAUAAGCCAGAGAAGAAGGCAUAG